ACACUCUUCUAUACAAGUUACCAAACACCCCAGAAAUGGAAAACCCUAGAUUUUCCCUCCACAUUUUUAUUUCCACUCCUGUUACCACAAAGAAUUGAAGUUGAAGAAAUCAAACAUCACUGUCAUGGCUGCUCUUUUUAAUCACAUUUCCAAACCCCAAAAAUAUAAAAUCAUUUUAUCUAGAAUCAGUAGAUCCCGGAACACCAUCUCCACCACCGUCAACCCAGAACCAGUUAGACGUCCAUGCCAAGGUACCCACACCCGAGCACCUGUGUUGAGAAAUGUUGUCACGACUGUUGAAGCUGUCGCUGGAUUUGAGGAGAUGGUUUCUGAUACGCGACGGAAAUAUUACAUGUUAGGUGGGAAAGGAGGUGUUGGAAAAACAAGUUGCGCUGCAUCUCUUGCUGUAAAAUUUGCGACCCAUGGUCACCCCUGUAUUGUGAUUUCUACUGGCCCAGCUCACUCAUUGAGCGAUUCAUUUGAUCAGGAUUUGACUGGAGGGAUGCUUGUUCCUGUUCAAGGUGUGGAAUCUCCAUUAUUUGCACUCGAGGUGAACCCUGAGAAAGCAAGGGAUGAAUUGCGUUCUUCAAGUCAAAAACAUGGUGGUAGUGGUGGUAUGAAAAAUAUAAUGGACAGCAUGGGUCUUGGAAUGCAGGCAGACCAGUUGGGAGACUUGGAGCUUGAAGAACUCUUGGACACUUCUCCACCUGAUCUAGAUGAAGCAAUUGCAAUUUCAAAGGUCAUGGAAUUCGUGGAGUCACAAGAGUUCAAUAAAUUUAGUCGGAUUGUUUUUGAUACUGCUCCUACGGGACACACGCUACGACUUUUGUCAUUGCCAGACUUCUUAGAUGCAUCAAUAGGCAAGAUGAUGAAGCUCGAGAAGAAGAUAGCUUCAGCAACUUCGGCCAUUAAAUCUGCUUUUGGAGCAGGAGAAUCAGAGGAAAAUAGCAGCAACAAGCUAGAGCAACUAAGGGAAAGAAUGGCAAAAGUGCGAGAUCUUUUUCAUGACUCAGAGACCACAGAGUUUGUGAUAGUAACAAUACCAACUGUUAUGGCACUUCGUGAAUCGUCGAGGCUUUGUGCAUCCUUGAGGAAGGAAAAUGUUCCAGUACGAAAACUCAUUGUUAAUCAAGUGCUACCAGAGUCUGCAUCAAACUGCAAAUUUUGUUCAAUGAAACGGAAGGAUCAGAUGCGUGCUCUAGACAUGAUCAAGAGAGAUUCAGAAUUAGCCACGUUGACAGAAGUCCAGUCACCUCUGUUUGAUAUAGAGAUAAGGGGUGUUCCAGCGCUCAAGUUCAUGGGGGAUAUACUUUGGAGAUGAAGCUUACAUAACUGAUAAAGUAGGUUAUGGCAUGUCUCCCUCUGAACUGCACCAGGGUGGUAGACAUUUUGCAGCCACCAAAAAUAUCUUUGUUAUGUUUUGAAAGACAGAUGAUACAUUACUCUGGAAGAGAAAUUUGACUUGAAAAUAUCAGCUCAUAACUUAUAACCUUCAGGCUUAAGUUUCCAACUUGUGCAUGAGCUUGUAGAACCUAAAGCUGCUGAUGUAGAAGAUUUUUGAGUAGCUGAAUGUCAAACAUGUGGAAAGAAGAUCACUACUAUAAAAUUUGUCCCAGAGGUUCAAUCACUCUCUGAGGCUGACAAUUCUUCCAAGCUUCCACCGUUUAUGUACCAAAUGAUAUUUUUGCUAUGCACUACGAAAGAGGAUUGGACAGUGUAA
Molecule: messenger RNA, 1720 nt
Organism: Olea europaea var. sylvestris
Lineage: Eukaryota; Viridiplantae; Streptophyta; Magnoliopsida; Lamiales; Oleaceae
Product: ATPase GET3-like
Exons: 11
Coding region: 125-1321 (398 amino acids)
Biological process (GO): post-translational protein targeting to endoplasmic reticulum membrane
Cellular component (GO): GET complex
Molecular function (GO): ATP hydrolysis activity; ATP binding
Source: RefSeq, a predicted model, not a curated record